Messenger RNA from Pygoscelis adeliae (Adelie penguin), 272 nucleotides. RefSeq names its product cytochrome b-c1 complex subunit 8. NCBI's taxonomy places the organism in Eukaryota, Metazoa, Chordata, Aves, Sphenisciformes, Spheniscidae. Bases 1 to 144 code for a protein of 47 amino acids. The record is from RefSeq and is a predicted model, not a curated record. Gene Ontology annotation, biological process: mitochondrial electron transport, ubiquinol to cytochrome c. The transcript has 2 exons.
AUGUCUAGGACGUUCCGGUUCUUUUCCGAGCUCUUCAAGGUGGCUCCAGCCUUUCUGGGCGCCUAUCUCCUUUACUCCUGGGGAACACAAGAGUUUGAGAGGCUGAAGAGGAAGAACCCCGCUGACUAUGAAAACGACCAGUAAUAGAGCUAAUAAGGCGAUUGUUACCUCGCUGUGUUAUCAACUCCGUGUUGCUAAGCUUGUUCACGUGACUAGAAGGGUAUUAAGAGGGAGACGAGUCUUGUCUAAUAAACUUUAACUUUGCCUCAUGA